CCGGCGGUGGCAGACUGCUGUCCGGCAGGCAGAGCCCAGGGCCUUCCCUAGCGCCGUGGCGCCCAUGGAUUUUGUGGCUGGAGCCAUCGGAGGUGUCUGCGGUGUUGCUGUGGGCUACCCUCUGGACACAGUGAAGGUCAAGAUCCAGACAGAGCCCAAGUACAGGGGCAUCUGGCACUGCGUCUGGGACACGUACCGCCAAGAGCGGGUGCGGGGCUUCUACCGAGGCCUCUCACUGCCCGUGUGCACCGUGUCCCUGGUCUCAUCCGUGUCUUUCGGCACCUACCGCCACUGCCUCGCGCAUAUCUGCCGAUUUCGCUACGGCAGCCCCGACGCCAAGCCCGCCAAGACCGACAUCACACUGUCGGGAUUUGCCUCUGGCCUGGUCCGCGUGUUCCUGACCUCACCCACUGAGGUGGCCAAGGUCCGCCUGCAGACGCAGACGCAGACGCAGCAGCGGCGCCCCUCGGCCUCGUGGCCCUCGGCUGCGCCCCCCGUGUGCCCGGUGCCCCCUGCCCGUUCAGUGUCUGGGCCCAAGUACCGAGGGCCACUGCACUGUCUGGCCACGGUGGCCCAUGAGGAGGGGCUGCGGGGCCUCUACAAGGGCAGCUCGGCCCUGCUCCUCCGGGAUGGCCAUUCCUUCGCCACCUACUUCCUGUCCUACACCCUCCUCUGCGAGCAGCUCACCCCCACUGGCCACAGCCAGCCAGAUGUCUGGGGCGUGCUGGUGGCCGGGGGCUGUGCCGGGGUCCUGGCCUGGGCCGUGGCCACCCCCAUGGACGUGAUCAAGUCACGCCUGCAGGCGGAUGGGCAGGGCCAGCGGCGCUACCGGGGCCUUCUGCACUGCGUGGUGACCAGCGUUCGGGAGCAGGGGCCGCAGGUCCUCUUCAAGGGGCUGACGCUCAACUGCUGUCGCGCCUUCCCCGUCAACAUGGUGGUCUUUGUGGCCUACGAGGCCGUGCUGAGGCUCGUCCAGGGCCUGUCCAUGUAGCCAGCCCUGAUGCUCCAGGGGCCGGCCGGCCGGCGGCUUCCAGAGGUCCCGGUGGCUGGAGGAGGCGCGGGAGAGCGCUGGGGUCUGGGCCCCCCGGGCCGCCGCCCAGGACAGCCGGAGCCCCCCUGAGCCAGAGCCGGCCGUGCCUGGGGCUUUGCCCGCGCGGCUCCGCACCGCAAGGAGGUCAAGGGGCCGUCGGCCAUCAGCCUGGGGUUGGCUUGAGGGUCACAUGGGGAGGACUGGGCCUCUUGAAUGAGGACGUCCGGCACACGGAGUUGUUUGCGCUUCUGUCACCCCUCCCUGCCGCCCGCUUUCAGAGCACCCCCGCGCCUCCACCCCGAGGGAUCCCUCGGCCCGGCACCGGCUGCUCUCCCCGUGAGGCCCCCCUUCGGCUGCCCUCGGCUGUGCAGUGAGCUCUUGCACGCCGGACCGUUUGGCCCGGCACUGGCUGCUCGGAGAGGGCACUGACCGCAUGGCCGUGGACGGCGUGGGGCCACACCUGCUCACUCACCCUUGCCCUGCAGGCAGGUCCCGGAGGCUCAGCGGGGAGCUGUUGACAAUAAACCAUCUCGGAGCCUGGUC
This is a messenger RNA of Ailuropoda melanoleuca (giant panda), 1573 nucleotides long. RefSeq names its product solute carrier family 25 member 47 (gene SLC25A47). Gene Ontology annotation, molecular function: transmembrane transporter activity. The coding region runs from base 65 to 991 and encodes 308 amino acids. NCBI's taxonomy places the organism in Eukaryota, Metazoa, Chordata, Mammalia, Carnivora, Ursidae. The record is from RefSeq and is a predicted model, not a curated record. Gene Ontology annotation, biological process: transmembrane transport. Gene Ontology annotation, cellular component: mitochondrion. The transcript is spliced from 6 exons.